AGCAGAUGCGUACGGUUCUUUGAGUGCGCGUGUUCAAAUAAUAUGUGUAAAUGCAAGAAAUAUCACAGUUAUAUCUAGUAAACUUUAUCUACCUGUAAUGUGUGCUCAAGACGUUUUGUUUAUAUGUUUUACUUCAAUUAUCUUAACACUAGCUCAACCGCGACUGCCAAUUGCUUUUACGCGCGUGUUAGGUGGCGCGCCAACGACAAUUACCCAAUAUCCAAUAUUGGCCCAACUACUUCUAGACCCUUGGGCCACUAACCAGUAUAGCCAACAUUGUGCAGGAGUUAUUUUGACUUCUCGACAUGUAAUUUCUACCGCUCAUUGUUUCCAAUACAAUGAAAAUACGGGAAGAAAUUACACAAAACCCUACCAUUGGAAGGUGCGCGUAGGCUCAUCAUAUCGAACCAGAGGUGGGGUUUUACAUAGGGUAAAGAAUAUAAUACCUCAUCCCUCAUUCGACAAAUAUUACUACAAGAACGAUGUAGCAGUGCUAGUGGUGGCUACACCAAUCAUGAUGUCCAAGUUUGCAAGACAAGGCACUAUAACAAAACCUGGGACUGAUGUGGCUGCUAGUUCCUUGUGCACGUUGGUUGGAUGGGGUGCAACUCAGCGAGGCGGACCACAACCAGAUCAACUGCAAUACACGGUGAUGGUAACAAUUGACCAGCAAGAA
Papilio xuthus (Asian swallowtail) is the source of this 676-nucleotide messenger RNA. Its product is annotated as trypsin CFT-1. The transcript is spliced from 4 exons. The record is from RefSeq and is a predicted model, not a curated record. Gene Ontology annotation, biological process: proteolysis. The annotation marks the transcript as partial. Gene Ontology annotation, molecular function: serine-type endopeptidase activity. NCBI's taxonomy places the organism in Eukaryota, Metazoa, Arthropoda, Insecta, Lepidoptera, Papilionidae.